GCCACCUCAGCUGGCUUUCCGCUGUGCAGACAGGAGGCAAAGUGAGCCAGGCCAGCCGCAUCAGGAACCCACCCGAACUCACUCAGAGAUGAGGGUAGGGACUUGCUGUGGGUGAGGGGCGGUGGGAAUCUAGAAGGAGAGAGAGGGGGGAACCCAACGCUCCAGAAGGAGAUGAGACCACCAGCGAGGCCUGAGAAAUCUGCACUGGCAAAUCCCUCUGGUACGUUUCAGGAGAUGCCUGCUCCUUAACCUCCCCCUCCACUCCUACCCCUCCGACUAUAAUGAUUAAACCCGUUCCACCGCGCCUGUGCGGGGUCUCGGGCGAAGAGCAGCGCUAGCCUGCGCGGGGGAGGAGAGAGAGAGAGAGGAGGGCGAGAGGAGGGGACAAGAGAGCUAGCGGUCCCGCCCGGUGAUGUAGGCAGCCCGGGGAGGUGGAGUCGCGACGCCUGAAGGAGUCCCCACCGCAGUCGCGCUCUCGGUCUAACCCUCCGAGCCGCCAGCCGCCAGCCCCGGCUUCGGUGACCUCCCUGCCGCCGCAAUUUGGGCGGCGGGGACCGCGGGAUCCCCCCAGUUCGGGCCUAGGGGACGCCUCCACCCCGCCCAACCCCGGCCCCUCCUUGCUUCCCGGACGGCUGGAGCGACUCCCGGGGGAAGCUGUUCCCAGACGCUCGGCCGCCGCCCGGGCAUCUCGGCCGCCAGCCCGGCUGGGCACCAGGCAUCUGUGAAGCUAGCUCUGCCUGGCACUGGGCAUCUCCGGGCACCGAGGCACCGACUGUCUCCGGCGCCGCCCAGCUUCUCGAGAGCCCGGGGCCGCGGGCUUCUGCGCGCCCUCCCCUCCCCCGGCCGCCGGGCAGGGCGCCCGUGAGCUCCCUGCGCCCCCAGGCCCUCUGGCCGCCGCCGCGAUGCUGCCCUGGAGACGUAACAAAUUCGUGCUAGUGGAGGACGAGGCCAAGUGCAAGGCGAAGAGCCUGAGCCCGGGGCUUGCCUACACGUCGCUGCUCUCCAGCUUCCUGCGCUCCUGCCCGGACCUGCUGCCCGACUGGCCGCUGGAGCGCCUGGGCCGCGUGUUCCGCAGCCGGCGCCAGAAAGUGGAGCUCAACAAGGAGGACCCGACCUACACCGUGUGGUACCUGGGCAACGCCGUCACCCUGCAUGCCAAGGGCGACGGCUGCACCGACGACGCCGUGGGCAAGAUCUGGGCUCGCUGCGGGCCGGGUGGGGGCACCAAGAUGAAGCUGACGCUGGGGCCGCACGGCAUCCGCAUGCAGCCGUGCGAGCGCGGCGGCUCGGGGGGCUCCGGGGGCCGCAGGCCGGCGCACGCCUACCUGCUGCCGCGCAUCACCUACUGCGCGGCGGACGGGCGCCACCCGCGCGUCUUCGCCUGGGUCUACCGCCACCAGGCUCGCCACAAGGCCGUGGUGCUGCGCUGCCACGCCGUGCUGCUGGCGCGGGCGCACAAGGCGCGCGCCCUGGCCCGCCUGCUCCGCCAGACCGCGCUGGCUGCCUUCAGCGACUUCAAGCGCCUGCAGCGCCAGAGCGACGCGCGCCACGUGCGCCAGCAGCACCUCCGCGCUGGGGGCGCCGCCGCCUCGGUGCCCCGCGCCCCGCUGCGCCGGCUGCUCAACGCCAAAUGCGCCUACCGGCCGCCGCCCGCGGAGCGCGGCCGCGGGGCGCCGCGCCUCAGCAGCAUCCAGGAGGAGGACGAGGACCAGGACGAGGAGGCAGAGGAGCGCGAGGAAGGAGACCCCCAGCGCGAGCGGCCCGAGGUGCUCAGCCUGGCUCGGGAGCUGAGGACGUGCAGCCUGCGGGGCGCCCCGGCGCCUCCGCUGCCCUCGCAGCUCCGCCGCUGGAAAGCCGGCCCCCGGGAGCGGGCAGCCCAGGCGCGCUGAGAGCCGAGGGGGCAGGACUCGCGGCCCCAGACCCGGCCGGCCUGACUGACAGCUUCCAACCCCGGCCUGCCCGCUACGUCUCUCCCUGGUCCCCGGGCCCCUGUCUCCCUCGUGGUCUCUGUUGUUGUCCGCCCCGCACCUCAUCCUGGCUCAGGGAGACGCCUGAUAUGCCCUUGAGUAUUGGGGGACGAGUUAGGGGGGUCGCAGUAUUCAGUGUUCACGGCCCCAUCCGAGCCUCCCGGUGCCCUCAAUUGUGGAAUCGCCGCCUGUGCUUUACACCAAGUCUCUUUGCCCGUAGACCACACCCUCUCUCCCAAAACAUCCUCUCUAGAGAAGGCGGGGAACAUUUCCAGAAAUCCAGGAGGGUGAGCUUGGAUCCUGGCCAGGUGGAGGCACUGGUCCUGCCCUCGGCCAGUCUAGAUUGCCUCCCUGGGAUGAGACCAAUAGGGGGAAGAGUAGUCGCCGUGGAGAAUUGAGGCCAGGCCCGAAGUGGCAACAAAGCCGGCUGCCAUACACACCAGGAGAAACUCUCAGGCCCUCUGCCUGGCCUCUCUGCCCCUUGGAGAACUUCUGGGACUUCACUGCUCUUCCUCUGGAGAAGACUGAGAUGGUCCUACCAACCUAAAGAACAGGCUAGUCCAGGUAACAGCUCUCUGCACCAGGCAGCUGCCCAAGCCUGUGCCCUGGCACCUGCCACCCUCACAGGACUCCUCACCCACCCCAUCUCUCUGCAUACAGAUGUGUGUGGUUCCCUGCUAGGUGCCUUGAAAUCGGGACCAAGAUAGGGCCUUCAAUGGAGGCAAGGGGAACCUUUGGCAGGUGCUUGAGGCCACUGACUAUCCAGAAAACGGACACAGGAAGGAUGCCCCCAAGUCGAGGCUUGUCAGAGCAGGAGGGUCCUGACAGCCACGGGAUUCUCACAGCAGGAUGAGGCAGGAGGGUGUGGUAACCCAACAGAGAAAGUGGGCCCCUGCCCACGUGUGUCUCAACAAGGCCACUAAAAGCCCAAAGAUCUAUGUGUCACCAAAUGAUCAUUGUAAAUAAAGUGUUCUGCUUUUUCAGCCUGUCA
This is a messenger RNA of Camelus dromedarius (Arabian camel), 2958 nucleotides long. It is a transcript of the gene FAM43B, whose product is annotated as family with sequence similarity 43 member B. The record is from RefSeq and is a predicted model, not a curated record. NCBI's taxonomy places the organism in Eukaryota, Metazoa, Chordata, Mammalia, Artiodactyla, Camelidae. The transcript has a single exon. Bases 903 to 1889 code for a protein of 328 amino acids.